ACUGACAGUGACAGCCUAGCAACGACAAGUUGAUUACUUUUCUGGCGGUGUGGUAUUGUGAUAAAAAAGAAGAAAAGUUCUUGUAAAAAUAAAAUAGGAAGAAAUAAUUCAAUGGAAAAUAAUAGUAUACAUUUAUUAUUUAAUGUUGUCAUAUAAUCUAUAAUUGUUUUCAAAAAUGUCUCUAAAGUCUGGUCAUGUAGACGAAAUUGUCGAAAAAUGCAUAGAUAUCUUUAAAAAACUUCCUAAAAAUGGAAAACCUAUAGAAAAAGAAUGGACAGUAUUAUCGUGUGUGCUUCAAUAUGAUAGAAUUACUACCACUUUUGAAGUUGUUUCUUUAGGAACAGGAUCUAAGUGUAUUGGUGCUACCAAAAUGUCAUCGGCUGGUGACAUAUUGAAUGAUAGUCACGCUGAAGUUAUUGCAAGACGGGGUUUUCUUGUAUAUCUAUAUGAUAAUAUGAUGAAAGCUUUAGAAAAGAAAGAAUCAAUAUUUUUAUUUGAGAACAACAAGUUCAAGUUAAAGGAUAAUGUUGAAUUUGUCUUUUAUUCAUCGCAAAUGCCAUGUGGUGAUGCGGCAAUAAUGCGAAAAGAAAUUGAUGAAGAAUGUCUUGGUCAGGUAAUAACUUCAAGCAAGCGUCAAGCAAACACAGAUAUUUCAUAUUCUGAAUUGGAUGUUAAGAAACAUAAAUUGGAUAAUUAUGAUAUUUAUAGGACAGGAGCUAAAUGUCUACCUCAUAGUGAACAAGAUACAAAAAGUGCAGGUGCCAAUUAUCAUUUGUUGGGGAAAGUCCGCACUAAACCUGGUCGUGGUGACAGAACUUUAUCAGUUUCUUGUAGUGAUAAAAUAGCAAGAUGGAUACAUGUUGGUGUACAAGGUGCACUUUUAGAUAUGUUACUUCUAAAGUCAAUAUGUUUUUCAUCACUAAUAUUUGGUGGUGGUGUACCUUAUUCUGAAGAAUCUAUAAUGAGAGCAUGCCUCAAAAGGAGUUUAGAAAAUUCCUUUGUGACUUCAAAUAAUGUGCCACUGUUUUAUCAGGCAUCAGUUGUUUUUCCACAUAUUAAAAAUGACACUAAUAUAAGACCAGCACCUGGUAGUAUUGUAUGGAUCAAAUUAGAUCAAAUGUUAACUGAAGUAGCAGUUCAAGGAAAAAAGCUAGGAUUAACAAAGAAAAAACAGAUAUCACCUGAUAAUUCCCUGUGCAUUAGUAAAUAUAAUUUGUUUAAAAAAUUCCAACAGGUUUUAAUGAAAAUAGAAGCUUUAGAGAAAAAUAUGGAAUUUAUGCCAGUAAAAACAUUAACAUACAGUGAAGCAAAACAGAAAUCAAAAAGAUAUUUAGAGCAGUGGGAAAUAGUGAAGGACACUUUUUUCAAAACAUGGACAAUUAAACCAAAUAUUUGGAACUUUGUUAUUAAAUAAAACAGUUUAUUUU
Molecule: messenger RNA, 1427 nt
Organism: Diatraea saccharalis (sugarcane borer)
Lineage: Eukaryota; Metazoa; Arthropoda; Insecta; Lepidoptera; Crambidae
Source: the annotation of a GenBank genome assembly